AUGAAGGCCCUCGUCUCCGGUAUCUUUAUACUCAUAAGGGUGCUUCUGGCUUACGCCGAUCUUGAGGUCACCGUCGUAUCCGGAACUUCUAAGGCCAAACCGAUUUUACUAGACUCAGUGACACUCGAACGAACGCAGGUUCAUCGUGGAGGCAAUGCACCUCCCUAUGAUGUCAAAGGGAAGAGGAACCCCACUGGUGCUUCCGGAAACUGGUGCGGUGGUUUACAGCACACGCCUUCGACCAACAAGUUCACAGGGAUAUCCGCAUACUUCGCUGCUCCCAACCUCUCAUCACGUCCAAAUACUCCCUAUCCCCAACAUGCCGCCUCUUGGAUUGGCAUUGAUGGUGCUAGCUGCCAGACCGCCCUCCUGCAAGCUGGAACAACGACUUCACUUGACCAGAAUGGCACUCAAACUUCGAAUGCGUGGCUUGAGUGGAUCCCUGAUGCUGCCUAUACCAUUCCGUCGUUUCCUCUCAGUCCUGGAGACUGGAUGUUUGUCAAUAUCUCAGUAUUGAGCUCCACUUCGGCACAGCUGGUUCUUGAGAAUUAUUCGUUGGGCAACACCGUUACCUUCAAUCUCAUUAAUGGUACACCACUCUGCCAGGCGGAUACCGAGUGGAUCGUGGAGGACUUUUCCACAAACGUUGGUCAAGUUCCCUUCGCGCGGUUCAGUGACAUAUGGUUCGAGCAAUGUCAGGCAAGGACUAUGAACGGAUCCGUCAUAAGCAUUGAAGGGGCUACUAUAAUAGCGCUACAGAACACAGGCAUCACUCCUUCAUGCAUUGCACAAGAAUAUGACGAUCAAAACUUCUGGUGCUCUUCCCAGGGCUGA
This is a messenger RNA of Neoarthrinium moseri, 834 nucleotides long. RefSeq lists its product as uncharacterized. The coding region runs from base 1 to 834 and encodes 277 amino acids. NCBI's taxonomy places the organism in Eukaryota, Fungi, Ascomycota, Sordariomycetes, Amphisphaeriales, Apiosporaceae. Gene Ontology annotation, biological process: proteolysis. The record is from RefSeq and is a predicted model, not a curated record. Gene Ontology annotation, molecular function: glutamic-type endopeptidase activity. The transcript is spliced from 3 exons.